Molecule: messenger RNA, 165 nt
Organism: Propithecus coquereli (Coquerel's sifaka)
Lineage: Eukaryota; Metazoa; Chordata; Mammalia; Primates; Indriidae
Gene: APELA
Product: apelin receptor early endogenous ligand
Exons: 2
Coding region: 1-165 (54 amino acids)
Biological process (GO): apelin receptor signaling pathway; heart development
Molecular function (GO): apelin receptor binding
Source: RefSeq, a predicted model, not a curated record
AUGAGAUUUCAACAAUUCUGUUUUGUAUUUUUUAUUUUUAUGAUGAGUCUUCUCCUUAUCAACGGACAGAGACCAGCUAAUUUGGCCAUGAGAAGAAAAUUGCACAGACACAACUGCCCGCAGAGGAGAUGUAUGCCUCUUCAUUCACGAGUGCCCUUCCCCUGA